UCAACUCGGCUACUGUGCAGACUGCCGAACGCACCGCCCGACAUCUGUAAUUUGGUCGAUUUCUCGUCCAGGUAGCAGGUACCGCAUACUGAGUCGGUCGGUGAAUUUUAGUUUUUCUUUACACGUAUUUUUAUUUUAAUCGGCCAAAUACGUGGAAAAGUUCAAUUUGUAUUAUUAAUUUUUAAAAUAUAAACUGAGAAAGCUCUCGGCGCCGAAGCAGCAAAGCUCAGACGGGUGAUCUGCAUGUAGAAACGUGGUCAGUUUAUCCAUUCCUGGUCGGUCGUUGGACCAUUUAUUAAAUUACUUAGUAAUUAAUUAACAUUAAAAAAGUGGUUGCUACUGUAAAAUAAGAAUUUUUUUACAAAUAAAUCGAUUACUUCAAGUUCCAACUGAAGAGGCUUAAGUUUAUCGCAAACUACAGUUUUAACAGUGACUCAGAUGUCGGCAAUUAUGGAAGUGGAAGAAGAUGGUUCAGUAGGUAAUGAAGUCACGGAUGAUCAGGUUGGAGGCGAGGACGGUAAUGUUAAUUGUGACGUUGAAGAGGAGGAUGCGACCAGUAUGCCUGAUCAGCAAAACUUGCAAGAGGACGACCUGAGAGUGUUUCAUGUCUUGGACGAAUAUGUAUAUUCUGAUGUUGAAAAGUGCGAUACUGCGAACAGCUCCGACAGUGACAUCAGCGACAAUGAGAUUGAAGCAAUGCUCGAAGAAGGUCUCGAGAAGGAUGCGACGAAAACGGUCGAGACGAAACUCAACGGUGAUGGGGCCAAGCCAGUCCAAUACAAGGAGCACAAAGUGGUCACGUUGGAAGAGCUCGGAUACAACCAUUUUGACCUCCUGCCAGAAAGCUGGGUACAGAUCACACACAAGUCUGGCAUGCCGCUUUAUCUUCACAAGCCUACGAGAGUCUGUACGUUCAGCAGGCCAUAUUAUCUUGGCCAAGCGCGGGCCAGAAAACAUGCUGUGCCGUUGAGCGCCAUACCUUGUUUGCAGUAUAGAAAAGCCCUCGAAGAAGAGAAAGCUUCAAUGCAAGAAAAUGCUAAAGAGACUGAUCUGAAUGGGCUUAGAACAGCAAAAAUAGAAACUGCUGAAGAGAAUAAAGCCUCACAAUCCCUUGGGCCUUUUGCUAUCCAGCAAUAUUGUAAAAGCCUCUUCCGCUUUAAGACGAGUUCCAGAUUGAGAUUUGUUUCUUGGUCUGACCGUAGACGGUUUGUCAAAGCUAAAAGAAUAGAAAAACAACAAAGGCCGACAUUCCCAGAUGAUACCAAAUUGAUCAAAUUCCCAAUUCAGAACCCAGAGGAUGGACCAGAUGCAAAACCAAGAGGGGAGUGGAUUAUGAAUCCCAAUGGGAAAAGCUACAUAUGCAUUCUGCAUGAAUAUGUUCAACACGCUUUGAAAAAACAACCUACAUAUGAAUUUAAAGCACUGGAAAAUCCAGCAACUCCGUAUUCUGCUACAGUAAUAAUAAAUGGCAUGCGUUACGGCUACGGAACAGGGACUAGUAAAAAGCAAGCAAAGUUGGCUGCAGCGAGGGCCUCUCUUGAAAUCCUUAUUCCAGAAAUGAGGGAGAAGAUAAGAAAUGAUAAAAAACAAGGGACCAAGACAAGUGGAUAUUCAGAGGAGGACGAAGCGAGCCUGUCGAUCUUUGACGAGAUCAAAAUACAAGAUCCACGAGUGGCUGAGUUCUGUGCCAAGACGACUGAGCCUUCACCAUAUUCCAUUCUCCUCACCUGUCUCCAGAGGAAUUUUGAUACAAAAGAAAUGCCCAUCGAUUACAAAAUGAAUGCCCUUCACCGUCAGACUAAUGAGUUCAUAAUGACAGUCGGUUCUCACGUAGCAAGGGUUGUUUGCAAGAACAAAAAAGAAGGGAAGCAGAGGGCUUCACAGGCGAUUCUACAAGUGCUGCAUCCUCAUAUCACAUCUUGGGGUUCACUGUUGCGGCUCUAUGGCAACCGUUCAACACGCAAUGUCAAGGAGAAGAAGCAAGAGGAACAGGAGAUCACCAUGCUCCAGAGCAAGGCAUCCCUCAAUUCCCCCAACUAUGCCAUACUCGACAAGCUCAAAACAGAAAUGAUGAAACUCCACAAGGAGAAGACGGAAAAGAAGCCAAUCGGUAUUUUCAUCCCCCCAGAGGAUGUUUCCCUCCCGACGUCUGGGACACAGCUCAAUAAGAUCGAACUGUAAAAAGUUGUCGAUUACGGUCGGCCAGGGUAGUCGGCGAAAUCAAAACAAUGUUUGUCGAAUACUUUGACCCACUGUAUAUCUUCAAUGAUUUAUGACUCUUUAACAACACCGUAAGUCUACACAAAGGUACGUAAAUCAAUUCCUUUGUAGGUCCUAGUUGCUGACUAGAUUUUUUUUAACAAUUCCAGAAUAUUAAUUAUAAUUUUACAAAUUAUAGAUAAUAACUGACUGUUUUAAGUAAAUAUAUUAAAGGGAAAACUUAAAAUAUGGCAAUAAUACAACUGAUAAAUUGUCUCAAAAUUUGAAAUUUUGAUGGAGAAAAAAAAGCAUCUGUGAUUCAAUUGUUAACAAAUUUAUGAAAGGAUGUUAAUUUUUAUUUAAAUCUUGUACUGUUGAGGUACCUAGUCUAUUUUUAUAAUGAAAUAUCUUGUCAUAAAUAUUUAAAUUUAAAUUGAUUAGGCCAUAAUGCUAUGCCAUUUGUUAUUAAGCACCUAUGAAACUUUUCAAAAUUAAUCUUAUCGCUUAACGUAGUUGAGAUGUUCAAUAUGAGUGUAUAUAAUACAUAUAUGUCAACAAUUAAAUGGUCUCUUUAGCUGUAA
Messenger RNA from Cimex lectularius (bed bug), 2780 nucleotides. It is a transcript of the gene pasha, whose product is annotated as microprocessor complex subunit DGCR8. The record is from RefSeq and is a predicted model, not a curated record. The transcript has 2 exons. Bases 439 to 2181 code for a protein of 580 amino acids. Gene Ontology annotation, cellular component: microprocessor complex. Gene Ontology annotation, molecular function: double-stranded RNA binding; heme binding; identical protein binding. Gene Ontology annotation, biological process: primary miRNA processing. NCBI's taxonomy places the organism in Eukaryota, Metazoa, Arthropoda, Insecta, Hemiptera, Cimicidae.